AAUUACACUUAUGUCAAUAUUGAAGAUUCUGGAAGAUUCGUGAUACCGAUGUUUUACGAACCUCGUGGCGUGGCUCGUGCAUUCCAGUGUCAAUUGAUCUCCAUUGAUCUCUAGAGACCAGUUAGAGAGCAUCCUCUGCACCUCGGUAUCGUGUAAAACUUGAGACACCGUUGUAAAACCUACGAGAUCGUCGAUCACACAAAAUCAACGAUGUCGAGGAGCGACGAAAUAAAACUUGACAUCGAGGAACUUGAUGGCUUGCUGAAGCAAGCUCGCAGACAACGUACCAAAGAUGUAAUAACGCUUGAGAUCAGGAGGCUACAAACAGAAUUGGUGAAAUUAACGGAAGAGGAGAGAAACGCGUCUGUGAAACCUUCGAACCCACCAUCAAAUGUCCCUCAGAAGUGCUACGAGGUUAAAUUGCACAAUUAUGGAUGGGACCAGAGCAAGGCAAAGGUCAAGAUCUACAUACCGUUAGAGAACGUUCAUCAGCUGCCCAAUGAAGCUAUCGCCUGCAAUUUCACGGAAAAGAGUUUAGAUCUGCGAGUGCUUGGAUUGGACAACAAGAACUAUCACUUGCCGAUCAAUAAUCUAUGCGCGGAGAUUGACACCGAGAAGAGCUGCUUCAAUGUGAAAACCGACAUGAUCGUUGUGUCGUUAGUAAAGAAAGUUGCUAAAGAGUGGUCGCACGUCACGUUGGUGGAGAAGAGAAUCAAGGAGGCCAAGGUGCCAUCAAUGCCAGAAAUGGGCGAGGACAGUGAUCCCGGUGCCAGCCUGAUGAAUCUUAUGAAAAAAAUGUAUCAAGAUGGCGAUGACGACAUGAAGAAAACAAUAGCCAAGGCGUGGACGGAAAGUCAAGAGAAGCAGAGGAGCAACGUAGUAGACUUGUAAUUUCAGAGUCAGUCAUCUAGAUAGAAACAUGCGUCUUUUGAACUUUGUUUUUUAUUUGAAACAUCAAGUGUAAUGUAAAUUUUAAGAAUAAGAGUUGUAGAAGUACAUACAUGGGUUAUGUAUAUUUAUUUUACAGUUUACUUUAAAACGCCUAAACAGGCGGUAUUGGCAUGACUACAAAUUUUUAAUCGUAAUAGUAGUGACGUGAUGAAGGAUUAUUAAAUCAGAUUUUUAAUGUGUAUAUUGCCAAGAUUCUCACUUUCAAACAGUUUUCUGUUUAUUUGUUAUUAAUGAGAUCAAUAAAAUGUGCCAGACUUAAC
Molecule: messenger RNA, 1211 nt
Organism: Ooceraea biroi (clonal raider ant)
Lineage: Eukaryota; Metazoa; Arthropoda; Insecta; Hymenoptera; Formicidae
Product: calcyclin-binding protein
Biological process (GO): heart development
Cellular component (GO): nucleus
Molecular function (GO): tubulin binding; ubiquitin protein ligase binding; S100 protein binding
Source: RefSeq, a predicted model, not a curated record